This is a messenger RNA of Verruconis gallopava, 2125 nucleotides long. RefSeq lists its product as uncharacterized. Gene Ontology annotation, biological process: proteolysis. Gene Ontology annotation, molecular function: serine-type carboxypeptidase activity. The record is from RefSeq and is a predicted model, not a curated record. Bases 53 to 1669 code for a protein of 538 amino acids. The transcript is spliced from 8 exons. Lineage: Eukaryota; Fungi; Ascomycota; Dothideomycetes; Venturiales; Sympoventuriaceae.
CUCUCUCUUUCUUUAUUCUCAAACUGCUCUCCCGUGCUGAGGCUCCGCAGUCAUGGCGCGCCCUCAAUUGAUCUCUCAUCUGUCCUUCGUCGUGCUCCUCCUAGUUUCGACUCUGUCGUCGGCCAAGUCGCUGCGUAGUCGCCAACUCGCGGCCGAGCUCCAGGCGCAGAAUGCGCCAAAGCAGCAGCUGUCCAGGCGCGCGAGCAACACGUCGGACUUUCGCUUCUACAACAACAACACUGCCCCAUACAAUGUUGAGUCGCUGCCGCUCAUCGACUUCGAUAUCGGCGAGUUCUACAGCGGGAUGAUGCCUGUAAAUGACUCCCUCGACGCCGCCAUGUUUUUUAUUUUCCAGCCCCGAGUCGGGGAUCCGGUCGACGAGAUCACGAUCUGGUUCAAUGGCGGACCUGGCUGCAGCAGCUUGGAAGGCUUCCUGCAAGAGAACGGCAUGUUUCAAUGGGCGUGGGGUAUGUACAACGCCGAGAUAAAUCCUUACUCGUGGCCCAAUUUGACGAAUAUGCUGUGGGUUGAAUACCCGCUUGGCGUCGGCUACUCUGGAGACUACUCUCCUACGGCAACCACCGAGGAAGAGAUCGCGCAAGACUUCUUGGGCUUUUUCAAGAACUUUCAAGACACGUUCGGAAUUAAGAAUUUCAAAAUCUACGUCACUGGAGAGUCAUACGCAGGCCGCUAUGUGCCUUAUGUCGCGGACGCCAUGAUCGCGGAGAACGACUCGACCUACUUCAACGUAUCUGGUGCUCUAAUCUAUGAUCCGGAAAUCAGCAACGACUACGUGCAACUUGCGGUUCCGAUCGUGCCAUUCGUUUACAAGUACAACGACUUCCUAAACUACAACGACACGUUUAUGGCGCAGCUCGCGGAUCUACACGAGGUAUGUGGAUACGCUGACUUCAUCAAGAAGUAUUACACCUUUCCACCGUCCGGGCCGCAACCUCCGAAUCUUAGUUUCAACUCAAGCGGACCCGAAGGGGUGGACUGCGAUCUCUGGCAUAUGGCGUACAAGGAGGCGUACAAGGUCAACAACUGCUUUAACGUGUACGAGAUCAACAUCCAAUGUCCACUCAUGUUCGACCCUCUUGGCUUCCCGUCCGAUAUUGAGUAUCUGGCUCCAGGCUUCGGCGAUCACGUCUACUUCGAUCGGGACGACGUCAAAGCGGCGCUGCAUGCGCCAAACACCACGUGGGCGGAGUGCAACGGCAAUGCGUUCAACUCAUCCGCAGCGCCAAACACAUCGUAUGGAGACACGUCGGCGGAUUCCAUUGCCUAUGUGCUACCUCGCGUCAUCGAGACGACGCAGCGCGUGCUCAUCGCGUCGGGUGACUACGACAUGGAGCUGCCCACGCUCGGAACCAUGCUAGCUAUCCAGAACAUGACGUGGGGCGGCAAGAUGGGGUUCCAGGUGGCGCCGAGCGAGGAGAUCAACCUGCAGCUAGAGGAUCUGGCUCUCGUGCAGAUCUACAAUCAGAGCGGGCUGGAGGGCUAUGACGGGUAUCCCGGCAGUGGCCAGGGCAUCAUGGGAACUCAACACUUUGAGCGAGGGCUGAUGUGGGCGACGACAAGACAGAGUGGGCACAUGCAACCUCAAUUUCAGCCAAGGGCGAGCUAUCGGCAUCUCCAGUGGCUCCUGGGUCAUAUCGAGAAGCUAUAAGCAGUCUGUGGGAAUGAGGCUAAAAAGGUGGUUACACGCAUUAUGUGCUGUCUGGCGUGAAGAAAAUUUGUCAAUAAGCAAUGGCUCAGCUUAGAGCCUACGAAGUGUAUGUCAAAACGCGUCUUUCAAGCACACGACGUUGUUGUUGCGGCACCUUUCAGUGAUCUCUUUGCUCAAGCCGUCUUGUCCUCUCGGAUUCCCACCGCUACGCUCGGGUCGCUAGGUUAAAAUGAUUGUCAUUCAACGAGAGCAAGAACGGUGGAGGAGAAAAGUUUGGGAGGUAGGAAAGUCGUGUAGCGAAGGAGCUGACGAGAUCUUUCUGGCUGUUCAACUCUUUUUCUUUGGUGAACUGCCUGGGUCCCAUGAACAACAUUGUCAUAGACUAGCGUUUCCAUCGUGUCUUUCGUAACUAUCCAGGCACCAGUGGAAGCCUCUCCGUCCGAACGCCUUUAUGCC